AGUUAUGCGUGUGCGCUCUGAUUGGUUGUUUCGAACAGCGCUGCUUGCCCAGCAGUAGUUACAUUCCAUGGCGUUGAGGAACAACAACUUUGGAGAAUGCUGGUUAACUGACAUCCCACGCUACAGCGUUACUUUUCAACAACUUUGUAUGUGUUUCUGGUUCAACUGGAUGCCUGAACUAGCCAUUUGACAACACUUUAACGCUCUGGAGAAAUCUUCUUUGACCGCUGAAUGAAGAGGUGAACGUCUCUUGAGCUCAAUGAUGGCAGUUCAGGCCGGGCUUCAGUCGUGGUUUGAGAGGUUCGACUCUCCCGUCCAGAGACCGCUUAGUCCCCUGACCGGGCGCCAUGGCCCUGGUCUGGCAGACGUUAACCAGUUCGACCAGUGGCUGGCUGUGCGGCACGAGGCCACCCUGGUGCCCAUGCAAGAGGACCUGGCCAUAUGGCUGACCGGCAUGCUGGGAGAUGAGGUGCGCGCAGAGCACUUCAUGGAGGAGCUGCAGAAUGGUGUGAAGCUGUGCCGCUUGAUCGGAGUGCUUCAGACCAAAAUCUCCCAGAGCUGCCCCUCGGACAAGUGGCAGCACUUUCCCAUGAAGAAGGUGCCAUUCAAGGCGGUCGCCUCUCCUGGGUCCUUUUUCGCCCGCGACAACACGGCCAACUUCCUGAGCUGGUGCCGCCAGAUCGGAGUGGACGAGACCUACAUGUUUGAGUCUGAGGGCCUAGUUCUGCAUAAGAAUCCUCGGCAGGUAUGCCUGUGUCUACUGGAGAUUGGCCGAAUCGUAUCCAAGUAUGGAGUGGAGCCGCCGGUUCUCGUGAAACUGGAGAAAGAGAUUGAACUGGAGGAAACUCUGCUGAUGACGGGAGAACCAGCCCCUGCUGUCAAAACCUUCACCGUCUGUUGUCAGCACGGCAGCCUUUACCAAGGCGACCAUGACAUGAGCGACGACCCCCCCUGUAACUGUGCCCAGAGAGUGUCCAUCGAGUAUCUCUCGGAGGGCCGUUACCGACUCGGAGACAAGAUCCUCUUCAUUAGGAUGCUCCACGGGAAGCAUGUGAUGGUGCGGGUGGGUGGGGGCUGGGACACGCUCAAGGGCUUCCUGCUCAAGAACGACCCGGGCCGCGUGCUGCAGUUCACCACCCUGGAGCAGAAGAUCCUGGCCUACCAGAAGGGGUCAGCAGGCCCGGCCCUGACCACUCAGCAGGUCCAGCCUCCCACCAUGGACCCUCUGGCCGCUGUCGCACUCUCCGAUGCUUCAUCCACAACCUCCUCUUCCUCGGCCUCGUCUUCCUGCUCGUCGUCGGCGGCGACCUCGAAGGCCCCGACGCCCGGGCACUGCACGCCGCGCUCCUACGCCGCGUCCCCGGCGUCCACUCCGACCUUGCCGAGGAAGGCGCCGGUCCCCAAAAAAGUCUUCCAGGCGACUCCGUCAUCGCCGAAGAGAGCCCCGCAGUCUCCGGCGCUCGUCCCCAAGAAAGCGGCCGCGCCUCAGCUGCCUCCGUCUACGCCUGUGCCGUCCGGCGGAGUGGUCACACGGAAGGUCCCCGCCUCCUCCAAGCUGAAACUCCGCCAGGCGCCCAACGGGACCCCACCGGUGCCUCGCAGCCCCGUCUGCGCCGAGCCCACCCUCAAGCACCCCAAAUCGGCCCCGGUGACGCGCCGGGCCGCCGUGCUGAACCAGCGACCCGGGACCGGCCAGAAGGACGGGAAGCCUCCGGUGGCCCCCCUGCGCUCGCGUCUGGACCAGCGCCGUGGCUCGUCCCCCGUGUCACGGCUCCGCCUGGACGGGCGCGCUCGCCGGCCCCUCUCGCCGCGGCCCAUCACCUCUCGGCCCGCCAGCCCGGCCAGCUGCGCCUCCUACGACUCCAAGUCCUCCUCCUCGUCCCCCGCCCCACGUCCCAGAGUGCAGACCCCUACCUCACGGACUCGCAUCCCCGCGGCCCGGCCCUCCCCGCUGACCAAGGCCAAAGAACCCGCCGGCAAGAGCCCAGCCUCGUCCCGCCCCGGGACCCCUGUCCUAGCUGCUGUAGCUCGCUCGACCCCGUCCAGGCAGACGCCAGUCAACUCGCCGCGACUGCCCGUCAGAAAGCAGCCUCUGGCCAGCCAGCCUGCUCAGAAGCCCGAAGCCCAGCAGAACGCAGCGGUCAAACCAGGCCUCAAAACGCCCCCCGUCUCCCAGAAGGUCACACAGCGGACUAGGCCAGUGAAGAAGGAGGAGCCGUACUUUGAGAUGAACAGCAGGAGGAGGCAGCAGCAGAAGUGCUAAGCGUCAGCACAAUCUCAGCACAGGCAGACUCCUCCUCUGGCUUCAUGGGAAUCCUUAAGAUUAGCCGACCAGGUAGUGAACAAGCACUUGUGAGACACAGAGGUGUUUUCUCACGCUCACACCACAUUACCAACUUUUGAAGCGACAUUGUCUGUCUAUCUGUCUGUCUGUCUGUCUGUCUGUCCAUUUGAUUUUAUAUUUGUGUUUAAUUUAUUUUGUUAUGAUUUUAUUUGUGCCAUUAUCAAAAGGGUCAAAGAGGUAAAACCUCUGCAUUGUUUGGACAUAAUCUUUACCAAGUGCAGGAGUGGGAAUGCAUGAACACAAAACAUCUGAUUUUUAUAUCAAAAGCACAAUCACCGUAACUUUCACAAGACCUUAACAUUCCACUGAGAUCUGUUACUGCAAGGACAUCAGAGACUGCUAGAGACUGUUUUUGUAGGUAUGUGCGUAUGCUAGUGAGCAACCACCCUAAACAGCUUUGGCUGUCCUUGUGUACAUUUUUUACAACUUCUCUCAACCCGACUGUUUCAAAAUGGAAAUCAAGUCCAGCCUCUACGGAAUAUACCCUGCUCAGUGGUUGUGUAAAACGUUACGACACUAUCAGAAGCAAUACUCAAAUCCAUGGUUGGUGAGCAACGAACUUGACUAGUCCAUGGUCACAAACGUUUUAUACAUGCCAAAGACUUCAUGAAUCAAAUCUGUAUUUUUAAACUAUUUGGUGUUGACUCAAUAUUUCCCUGUCAACAGUAUGUACUAUCUCUACUGGUCUUCCUGUCAGUGACUUUGCUAACGUGUUUUUGCUAGAGUGAGUAGGAAGUUCAUGGUGUGCCUUUUUUCCAAAUGGUAGAAGAGGGGAUUGUAGAGUGUUUCCAGGGGGUGAUUGGGUGAGAUGGGACCUUUUUUAACCUACAAACAUGUUACGAUGUCAGUUGUCUUGUCAGUAGCCAAAACUAAUCCUCACAAAGUAGCCUACCUUGACGGAUCAUUUGAACCUUUUCUACGUAAAAUGUAUAAGCUUGGCUUGAUAGCAAACGUGGUCAUGAGUGGUGGGAUUGAUAUCCAUAGAGUACUUUUGUGUAUGUUUUAUAUAUGAAGCUCUUUGUCAUAUUUGCAGUUGGUCAAGUUUGUUUGUGUGUGAGGUAGUAUUAAAGCUAAGGAUGAAAGUGGCACAAAACGGAAGCAUUCAUCAGCAUUUGAAGACUGCAGGACUGGUUUACUUUUAUUGAGGACAUACUACUGAUUUGACAUAUUAAAAGUUUAACAAAUAGCCUACAUGGAUAGUAUCCGUUCAUGCCAAACGCUAAUAAAUAUAUAUCGUCCAGUAUCACAGAGCUGAAAUUUAUUUAUGAAACUGAUUUCUCAAAAUCUUUAUUUUUAAUUUUCUUGAUUCUAUGUGUGUGUGUGGAAGUGGAUGUUGACUGUUGUUUGGUUAUAUCAACACUUUGUGUGUUUUUAUUUUAUUUUUUUAAGUGUCAUUGCAAUACUCUUGAGUAUGUCAACCUUUUCCAGCACUUUAAGAAAACCCCUUGUCAUGAAUGUAGAGUACUGUCUCCAACUUUUGUGUGUUUGAGUGUGCGUGAUGUCAAAUAAAAGAGCUGAUUUAA
This is a messenger RNA of Alosa sapidissima (American shad), 3867 nucleotides long. It is a transcript of the gene gas2l3, whose product is annotated as growth arrest-specific 2 like 3. Gene Ontology annotation, biological process: actin crosslink formation. The transcript is spliced from 9 exons. Gene Ontology annotation, cellular component: actin filament. The coding region runs from base 260 to 2263 and encodes 667 amino acids. NCBI's taxonomy places the organism in Eukaryota, Metazoa, Chordata, Actinopteri, Clupeiformes, Clupeidae. Gene Ontology annotation, molecular function: actin filament binding; microtubule binding; cytoskeletal adaptor activity. The record is from RefSeq and is a predicted model, not a curated record.